CCUGGAGGGCUUUCCUGAGCCCACUCGAGAGCGAAGCAGGGUCAGCAGCAGCCACCAUGUCUCAGAACACUCUCGCCAUCUGCGUCUUGUGGUUCCUGGCUCUCUCCUCGGCCUGUUACAUCCAGAACUGCCCCAUCGGCGGAAAGCGCUCAGUCCUGGACAUGGAUGUCAGAAAGUGCAUCCCCUGUGGACCUAGGAACAAAGGCCACUGCUUUGGCCCUAGCAUCUGCUGUGGAGCGGAGAUGGGAUGCUACUUUGGUACCUCAGAAACCCUGCGAUGUCAGGAGGAGAAUUACCUGCCGACACCCUGCGAGUCUGGCAGGAAGCCAUGCGGGCCCAACGGUGGGACCUGCGCAGCCCCUGGGAUCUGCUGUAACAACGAGGGCUGCAUGGUGGACUCGGCCUGUGACCAAGAAUCGCUGUUUUCCUAG
Molecule: messenger RNA, 431 nt
Organism: Chrysemys picta bellii (western painted turtle)
Lineage: Eukaryota; Metazoa; Chordata; Testudines; Emydidae
Product: neurophysin 1
Cellular component (GO): extracellular region; secretory granule
Molecular function (GO): neurohypophyseal hormone activity
Source: RefSeq, a predicted model, not a curated record